UUUUCCCCUUCCCUUUCGCCUCCUCCACAGGCUCGCUCUCUCCCGUCCCUUUUCUUCUCCCACAACCUCUCAAACCCCCCCAUCAAAACACUCCAUCCUCCAUCCCCCCUCAUCUCGCCAUUUCUCCCAGACGUCCCCUCGUCUUUCCUUGGUCUUUCCUUUGAAGAUUCUGCGUGCUUCUUCGAGGGAUACUGCAGGCACACUCCCCCGCGUGUGUUCGAUCGAUCAUAAUACUUGGAGGAAGAAAAAUCGAGAGCAUAGCACUCUGUUUUCCUUCCUUUGCAUCGCGUUCUCUCCUGUCGCUUUCGUGCAGACAGGCCUCUAUUUCACUCUCUUCCGAUUUCAGAGGGUGAAUUUUUCUUCAUCAAACGACCGACUUUUCGUCGAAACGGCCAACACGCGCACCUACUCGAUUCUCGAGACCUCAGCUUGACCCGACCCUUUACUGAAACCCAACUGUCUCAACAUGGCGGAUCAACUCAACAUGGGCGGCCUCAACCUCGGCCCCGAGGGCCAGGGCCCUGGCCAGCAGCGAUCGUACAUUCCGCCUCAUAUGCGCAACCGUCCUGGACCUCCUCCUGGCCCCCCCGCUGGCCCUCCUGCCGGUGUUCCCGCCGGCGUUCCCGCCGGCCCUCCCACCGGUCCUCCCAUGAACGGCACUCCCGCUCCCAACGGCGCUCCCAACGGAGCCCCUAACGGACUCGGUAACAGCUCAUGGGCUGCCAACCAGGGCUAUGGUGGCCGCCAAGGCGGUGGCAACUGGAGCAACGGUCCCGACGGACCCCCUCCCCUGCAGGGCGGCAACCGUCGCGGCGGCGGCUGGGGUGGUCGUGGAGGCUACUCUGGCGGCGGCGGCGGCGGCUAUGAGGGCCAUGGCAGCUCUAACCGUGGCUCCGGCGACGGACAGUGGCGCGACGGCAAGCACGUUCCUGGCCCGGCUAACCCCCGUGUCGAGCGCGAGCUCUUCGGCACUCCGGACGACCCCUCCAAGCAACACACCGGCAUCAACUUCGAGAAGUACGAUGAUAUCCCCGUUGAGGCUUCUGGCCACGACGUCCCCGACCCCGUCAACCAGUUCACCACGCCCCCCUUGGAUGAGCACCUUUGCCGCAACAUCGAGCUGGCCCACUACAAGGUCCCCACCCCCGUCCAGAAGUACUCCAUCCCCAUCGUGAUGGGCGGCCGAGACCUCAUGGCCUGUGCCCAGACUGGUUCUGGCAAGACUGGUGGCUUCCUCUUCCCCAUCCUCUCUCAGGCCUUCCUCAACGGUCCUUCUGCUGUCCCGGCCGGCGCUGCUGGCCAGUUCGGUCGCCAGCGCAAGGCCUACCCCACCUCUCUGAUCCUGGCUCCCACUCGUGAGCUGGUUUCUCAGAUCUACGACGAGUCCCGCAAGUUUGCCUACCGCUCUUGGGUUCGCCCUUGCGUCGUCUACGGUGGUGCCGAUAUUGGCUCCCAGCUUCGUCAGAUCGAGCGCGGUUGCGAUCUUCUUGUUGCCACCCCCGGCCGAUUGGUGGACCUCAUAGAGCGAGGCCGCAUCUCCCUGUGCAACAUCAAGUACCUGGUCCUCGACGAGGCUGACCGCAUGCUUGACAUGGGUUUCGAGCCCCAGAUCCGCCGCAUUGUCGAGGGUGAGGACAUGCCCAUGGUCGCCAACCGCCAGACUCUCAUGUUUUCGGCCACCUUCCCCCGCGACAUCCAGAUGCUCGCCCGCGACUUCCUCAAGGACUAUAUCUUCCUUUCCGUGGGCCGCGUUGGCUCGACCUCGGAGAACAUUACGCAGAAGGUUGAGUUUGUCGAGGACAUCGACAAGCGCUCUGUCCUGCUCGACAUCCUCCACUCUCACGCUGGCGGCCUGACGCUCAUCUUCGUCGAGACCAAGCGCAUGGCUGAUUCGCUCUCCGACUUCCUCAUCAACCAGAGCUUCCCUGCCACGUCCAUUCACGGAGAUCGCACACAGCGUGAGCGUGAGCGCGCCCUGGAGUUCUUCCGCAACGGCCGCUGCCCCAUCAUGGUCGCGACUGCCGUUGCCGCCCGUGGUCUUGAUAUCCCCAACGUCACCCACGUCAUCAACUAUGACCUCCCCACCGACAUUGACGACUACGUCCACCGCAUUGGUCGUACUGGUCGUGCAGGCAACACGGGUAUCGCAACCGCCUUCUUCAACCGCGGAAAUCGGGGCGUCGUUCGCGAGCUUAUGGAGCUGCUGAAGGAAGCCAAUCAGGAGGUCCCGCCCUUCCUCGAGGCUAUCGCCCGCGAGUCUUCUUUUGGCGGUGGUGGUGGCCGUGGUGGCCGCUCCCGCGGCGGCGGCGGUCGUGGCGGCAAUGCCAACCGCGAUUUCCGCAAGUUUGGCGGCGGCGGCGGCGGCGGCGGUUUCGGUGGUGGCUUUGGCGGCGCGCCCCAGAGCGCUGGCUAUGGCGGUGGUGGCGGUGGUUUCGGCGGUCCUCAGGGAGGCUCCGGCUACAGCGGCGGCGGCGGUGGCUACGGAGGUGGUGGCUACGGCGGCGGCGGCUACGGCAACCCUGGCGGCGCCGGUGCCCAGUCCUGGUGGUAACUUGCUCUCAACCACUUUUUUGUCGAUGCGAGGCUGCGCUCUUGGGCCACAUCGACGCGCACUUGAGCUGUCGGGGCGUCUCGCGCCUUGACGGCAUUGGUCUCACUUUUUUUUUGGACGCACUCUGCCAUUAUGCUUUUUUUUCUUUCAGUUUUCUUCGGACACACACGGCGGCAUCAUGACCUGCAAAGCCGGACGAGUGCCUUUUGUUAAGGCAGUAACGGUCACGGGGCAUCCACGACGCAUCUGAUAGAUUGCAUUUCUUUUUGAUUUCGGCACUCUCCUCGAUUGAUACCCUUAGACCGAGAUUUGGGGAACUUGACGACCCGGGCAGAACAGUGGUGUUUAUGGAUCUAGGGCCACUCACUAGAUCUGGGAUAGGAGCAUCGCGAUUUCCGCGCUUCUGCCGUCACGUCACAUCAGCAAGGGACUCCCCCCUUAGGGCAUUUUUCUCGCUUUCACGAUAGAGGGUCAUGUUAUCGCCGUGCGACAAUAGACAAAAGUGGAUUUCUCGGUUCUCUGGUCGGAAGUUGCUCAGGGCCUCUCGACGACGGACGGACAUGGACAUGGCGAGAGAGCAUUGAGCAUUGAUUGGGAAAGGAGUGAUCAACCGAUUGGUCCCUUUCCGGUUCAUUCUGAGAGCAAGGGCGAAGCCGCUCGACACAGGUUAUGGAUUUUGAGUUGGACGGCAGGCAUCACACGCUCUCGCUGUUGGAGGGCCAUGAAAGGCUCGGACCUGGUCGGGGGAAAAAGGAAUCGGCCGGGCUACAGCCUGAGAAAGGCAGGACCGCGGACUGCGAAGCUGCUGCGGUGCGGUGCCCGUGGUUAGACAGGACAACCAGAGCGAACUGAGGAGUUCGAAUAAAAAAAGGUUUUGCA
This is a messenger RNA of Purpureocillium takamizusanense, 3430 nucleotides long. RefSeq names its product RNA helicase. Gene Ontology annotation, molecular function: RNA binding; RNA helicase activity; ATP binding. The transcript is spliced from 2 exons. Gene Ontology annotation, cellular component: nucleus. NCBI's taxonomy places the organism in Eukaryota, Fungi, Ascomycota, Sordariomycetes, Hypocreales, Ophiocordycipitaceae. The record is from RefSeq and is a predicted model, not a curated record. Bases 467 to 2551 code for a protein of 694 amino acids.